AUGGAGCGCAUGAGGAAGACCAGUGAGGAUCUCAUGGCUCAUAACAGAUUGGCGAACGUGGAGAUGAUGAUACUAUUAUUGGCUGAGGUUCGAGCAGGACCUCCACCACCUCCACCACCUCCACCACCACCACCACCACAAAAAGACAUACAUGAGUAUUAUAGGACCCAAGGCAAGGAUACUGCAGGCAAGAGUCUCCAUGGGAAGACUACUCCCUGGAAUAGGAAGAGCAAGGGCUUGCAUGUGAAGAAAAACAUAAACAAGUCUAAGAGAAAUGGGAUCUUUAAGAAGAAAAAUGGAAGAGUUGGGAAUGAGAAGACUCCUACUUGUGCUAAGUGUUGGAGGUCUCAUUAUGGUGUCUGCCGGAUUAGGCGGAAUGUAUGCUACAGUUGUGGUCAAGAAGGACAGUUUUCUAAAGAGUGCCCCAGGAAAAGAUGGCAGAUUAUGGCUAUCCAGGCAGUUCCUAUCCAGACUGUUCCGACUCUGAUGGUCAUUGAGGAGUCUCUAGUACCCACUAGUGCCAGAGUGUAUGCAGUCACUCAGCAGGAGGCCAAAAGGUCGCCUAAUUUGAUCAGAGGAGCUACCCACUCCUUCAUAUUGGGAUUUGUUGCUAAUGGGUUGCAUUUGCCCAUUCAUGAGUUCACGCAUCCCAUGGUAGUUAAGAAUGCCACCGGAGAUAGUGUUUCUACUUCUUCGAAGUGCAAAGAAGUCAGAUUCAUAUUUGAGAAAGAAGAGUAUAUGGUGGAUUUGAUAGUGCUUGAGGGCAUGAAUCUACACAUUAUUCUGGGCAUGGAUUGGUUGGUCCGAUAUGGUGUGUGCUUGAUUAUUGUAGCAGAAGGAUUUUCUUUUCUGCAAAAGGAGAGAAGUCGAACAGAAGAAAUUCCUCUGUUUCCUCCAGAGAGGGAGAUUGAAUUCUCCAUUGAUUUAUUGCCUGGUGUGGAGCCUAUCUCCUUGGCUCCUAACCGGAUGUCACCUAUAGAGCUUGCAGAGUUGAAAAAGCAGAUUGAAGAAUUAUCCUGUAAGAAGUUCAUUAGACCGAGUCUUAGGAGUGCUUCAGUGUUCUCGAAGAUUGAUUUCCGUUCCAGAUAUUACCAUAUCCGAGUAAAAGCAGAGGAUAUUCCAAAGACGGCUUUCCGAUCUAGAUAUGGGCACCAUGAGUAUUUAGUGAUUCCAUUUGGGCUUACUAAUGCCCCGACUGUUUUCAUGAGUUAUAUGAACUGGAUCUUCAAACCACAUCUAGAUCAGUUUGUAGUGGUAUUUAUUGAUGAUAUUCUGAUAUAUUCCAAGAGUAGAGAAGAACACACAGAGCAUUUAAGGGUAGUCUUGCAAAUUUUGAGGGAGCAUCAGUUAUAUGCCAAACCAUCUAAGUGUGAGUUUUGGUUGCAUGAGAUUCAGUUUCUUGGUCACAUCAUUUCAUCUGCAGGAGUGGCUGUUGAUCCGAGUAAAAUAGAAGCGGUGUUGGAUUGGGAGAGACCCAAGAAUGUUACUGAAGUCUGGAAUUUUCUGGGUUUAGCAGGAUACUACAGGCAAUUUAUUAAUGGAUUCUCAAGAAUUGCCUUGCCAUUGACUAGAUUAACCCGAAAGGGGUUGCCAUUUGCAUGGGCCCUUGGGUGUGAUGUGAGCUUUCAAGAAUUGAAGGAUAAGUUGACUACCGCACCAGUUUUGAUUCUUCCUGACCCGAAAGAGAGAUUUGAGAUCUAUUGUGAUGAAUCCAAGUAUGGAUUAGGGUGUGUGUUGAUGCAAGAGCGAAAGGUAGUGGCCUAUGCUUCUAGAUAG
This is a messenger RNA of Gastrolobium bilobum, 1776 nucleotides long. RefSeq lists its product as uncharacterized. Gene Ontology annotation, molecular function: zinc ion binding; nucleic acid binding. Bases 1 to 1776 code for a protein of 591 amino acids. The transcript is spliced from 4 exons. The record is from RefSeq and is a predicted model, not a curated record. Lineage: Eukaryota; Viridiplantae; Streptophyta; Magnoliopsida; Fabales; Fabaceae.